GUGUCCGGCCCAGGGCCCCCCCCCCCCCCCCCGAAGGCGUGUCCGGCCGCAGCCGAGGCCCUCCCGGAGUUGCCCGAGAGUAGGGGCGUUCGGCGGCGCUAGUCUUCAGGGGAGCGCCAGGCGCACACCGGACCACUACGGGAGGCCUAGCGCCGAGGGCCGAGGACUUGGCCUGCGCCCGCCGACCCCAGCUACCCUCCGCAGUCGCCCAGGCGUCCCUUCCUCCCCAAGCCCAGCGGCGCCGGGCCCGGGGCCGGGGUCGGCAGGCGCAGGCGCAUUGGACGCCCCCGGCCCCCCCCUCCACCCCGCCGCGUCCCGCCCCGUCCCGCCCCGUCCGCUGCCCGUCCUAGGAGGCGGAGGGCGAUGACGUCAUCGAGCGGGGCGACGGGCAUUGGGCGCCAUUUUGAAAAGGGAAAAAUAUCGCUCCCCGGCGGCGGCGGCGGCGGCGGCGGCGGCCGGGGCUGAGCGCUCGGCUGUAGCGGCGCGGAGGCCGUCUCCCUGGUCUGCCGCGGUCCCCGCCCGUCCCGCCGCCGGCUGCCAUGGCAGGAGCCGGAGGCGGCGGCUGCCCCGCGGGCGGCAACGACUUCCAGUGGUGCUUCUCGCAGGUCAAGGGGGCCAUCGACGAGGACGUGGCCGAAGCGGACGUCAUUUCCACCGUCGAGUUUAAUUACUCUGGAGAUCUUCUUGCAACAGGAGACAAGGGCGGCAGAGUUGUUAUUUUUCAGCGUGAACAAGAGAACAAAAGCCGCCCUCAUUCUAGGGGAGAAUAUAAUGUUUACAGCACUUUUCAAAGUCAUGAACCAGAGUUUGACUAUUUGAAAAGUCUAGAAAUUGAGGAAAAAAUUAAUAAAAUUAGGUGGUUACCACAACAGAAUGCUGCUCAUUUUCUACUCUCUACAAAUGAUAAAACUAUAAAAUUAUGGAAAAUAAGUGAACGGGAUAAAAGAGCAGAAGGUUAUAACCUGAAGGACGAAGAUGGAAGACUUCGAGACCCAUUUAGAAUCACUGCACUACGGGUCCCAAUAUUGAAGCCCAUGGAUCUUAUGGUAGAAGCGAGUCCACGGCGAAUUUUUGCAAAUGCUCACACAUAUCAUAUAAAUUCCAUUUCAGUAAAUAGUGAUCAUGAAACGUAUCUUUCUGCAGAUGACCUGAGAAUUAAUUUGUGGCACUUAGAAAUCACAGAUAGAAGCUUUAACAUCGUGGACAUCAAGCCUGCUAACAUGGAGGAGCUGACCGAAGUCAUCACCGCAGCCGAGUUCCACCCACACCAGUGCAACGUGUUCGUCUAUAGCAGCAGCAAAGGGACCAUCCGACUGUGCGACAUGCGCUCCUCGGCCCUGUGCGACAGACACUCCAAGUUUUUUGAAGAGCCUGAAGAUCCCAGCAGUAGGUCCUUCUUCUCAGAAAUAAUUUCAUCCAUAUCUGAUGUAAAAUUCAGUCAUAGUGGGCGGUACAUGAUGACCAGAGACUACCUGUCGGUGAAGGUGUGGGACCUCAACAUGGAGAGCAGGCCGGUGGAGACCCACCAAGUCCACGAGUACCUGCGCAGCAAGCUCUGCUCUCUCUAUGAGAACGACUGCAUCUUUGACAAGUUUGAGUGUUGCUGGAACGGUUCGGAUAGCGCCAUCAUGACCGGGUCCUACAACAACUUCUUCAGAAUGUUUGACAGAGACACGCGGAGGGAUGUGACCCUGGAGGCCUCGAGAGAGAGCAGCAAACCACGCGCCAGCCUCAAACCCAGGAAGGUGUGUACAGGGGGUAAGCGGAAGAAAGACGAGAUCAGUGUGGACAGUCUGGACUUCAACAAGAAGAUCCUGCACACGGCCUGGCACCCCGCGGACAAUGUCAUUGCCGUGGCUGCCACCAAUAACUUGUACAUAUUCCAGGACAAAAUCAACUAGGGACGUGAACGUGAGGACCAAGUCUUGUCUUGCAUAGUUAAGCCGAUCAUUUUUCUGUCAGAGAAAGGCAUCAUUGUCCGCUCCAUUAAGAACAGCGACGCACCUGCUGCUUCCCUUCACAGACACAGGAGAAAGCUGCCGCCGCUGGAGGCCCGGUGUGUUCCGCCUUUGGCGAGGCGCGAGGCAGGCGCUACUGCUCACAUGGAGACGCUCUCGAAGCAGAGUUGACACUGCUCCCAAAAGGCCAUUACUCAAAAGAAUAAAUGUAUUUAUUUCAGUCCAAGCCUUCCUUUCCAAUUUAUAGAACAAAAAAUUAACAUCCAAGAGAAAAGUUACUGUUGUCAGUUACCGCUCUUCCUUCGACUUUCCCUCUCUCUGCCAUCGCACUUGGGCCUUCACUGCAGCGUGGCGUGGCCACCGUCCGUGUCCUCUCAGCCUUCCUCUGAGCCCGGGUGGGCUCCGUGGAUGUGUGGAUGUGGCCCGAGCAGGCUCAGGCGGCCCCACUCACCCACAGCAUCCGCCGCCACCCCUUCGGGUGUGAGCACUCAAUAAAAACAACACGCUAUAAAAAGUGUUUUUAAAUCCAAACAUAA
This is a messenger RNA of Rhinopithecus roxellana (golden snub-nosed monkey), 2494 nucleotides long. RefSeq names its product protein phosphatase 2 regulatory subunit Bdelta (gene PPP2R2D). Gene Ontology annotation, molecular function: protein phosphatase regulator activity; protein binding. The coding region runs from base 540 to 1901 and encodes 453 amino acids. Lineage: Eukaryota; Metazoa; Chordata; Mammalia; Primates; Cercopithecidae. Gene Ontology annotation, biological process: peptidyl-serine dephosphorylation. Gene Ontology annotation, cellular component: protein phosphatase type 2A complex; cytosol. The transcript has 9 exons. The record is from RefSeq and is a predicted model, not a curated record.